Messenger RNA from Camellia sinensis, 2636 nucleotides. RefSeq lists its product as uncharacterized. NCBI's taxonomy places the organism in Eukaryota, Viridiplantae, Streptophyta, Magnoliopsida, Ericales, Theaceae. The record is from RefSeq and is a predicted model, not a curated record.
UCUCUCUCUCUCUCUCUCUCUCUCUCUCUCUCUCAAUUCCAUCAACAUCACCUCAUACAUACAUUUCUCUGAUUCAAACAACACAAUCAACCUGUAUAUACAUUAUAUAUACAUCUCUCUCUCUCUCUCUCUCUACAUAUAUAUAUCAUAUUUAUCUCUCUAGAAUUUGGGGUGAAGGAGAGAGAAGGAGGAGGAGGAGGUGGUGGUGGUAUGUCGUGGCUAAGGUCCGCAGUGCACAGAGCUGUCGAAGUUGGCGGCAACAACAAUCUCACUCGCACCGUCCGUAACUAUGCCGAUUCGGUCGUUCAACAUGCCGGUCAAGCCGUCGCCGAGGGCGCUAAGAUUUUACAAGAUCGCAUUUCAUCUCGGAGUCUCAAAAGCUUGAAGCAAGCCGUCAAGAGAUUGGAAGAACUUUCCGUUUCUUGCAGAGGGAUAGAAAGAGUUCAGUUACUAAGAAGGUGGCUGGUUGCACUUAAAGAGGUUGAAAGAAUAUCUGGAGAUUCUGCUGAGAUUAGUGGAAAGAACUCUGAGCAGCUUCCUAUAUCUGAUGAAUCAAAGGAUUCUCCGAGAAAGCCUACUUUGGUUUUGUAUUAUGACCCUGAUCUUGGGGGAGAACCCAUGAAUUUCUUUGAUGUCUUUCUUCACAGUGAAGCUCUUGAAGGCAUGACAUUGUCUAUGAUUCUUGAAGAACCAAAUGAGGAGGAAGUUUCUCUACUUCUAGAGAUAUUUGGGCUUUGUUUCAUAGGAGGAAAGGAAGUUCAUAAAACAACAAUGUGCUGCAUACAAAAUUUGGCAAAAGCUUUCUCAAGCUAUGAGGAGGAAGUACUGGUUAAGCGGGAAGAACUGCUUCAAUAUGCUCAAGGUGCUAUUGCAGGGCUGAAACUAAAUGCUGAUAUUGCAAGAAUAGAUUUUGAAGUCUCCGACAUACAUAAAAUUCUAGAUGGAGAGAAGCCCCAAAAGCCCUCAACUGAAGAAACAACUGUUGCACCAGUAGAGGCUUUGAAAGAAGCCUUUGAACAAGUUCAACUGUGUUCCAGGCUGGAGGAACUUUUACUAAAGAAGAAACUCUUAAAGAACGGGGAUUCUCCAGACAUUCAUGCAAAAAAGGUUGAUAAAUUAAAAAUUUUAUCAGAAUCGCUUGCUAACUCUGCUUCAAAAGCUGAAAAGCGUAUUUCAGACCACAGAUUACAGAAAGAAGAAGCCCUUAAUUUUCGUGUAACCAGAACCAGUGAAGUCAGCCAAAUCGAAAAGGAAUUGAUGGGCGAGAUUGGAACACUUGAAAAGCAAAGAGAUGAACUUGAAGAUGAAUUGAAAAAGGUCAAAACCUCAUUAGCUUCUGCCCGAGCACGUCUUCAUAAUGCCAGGGAAGAAAGAGAGCAGUUUGAUGAAGCAAGUAACCAGAUUCUUGAACAUUUCAAGACAAAGGAAGACGAACUGUCAAGAUCUAUUGCGUGUUAUAAAGAGGAAGCAGAUGUUUGCAAUGCAUUUGUUAAUUUUCUGGAAGAUACCUAUGUGUUCCAGUCCAAACACACGGAACAAAAGGAGAAGCUGAUCAAUGAUGAAUUGGCGAGACACGGAGACUAUUUUGUGAACUUAGCUAUUUGUCUUUUAUCUGCUUACAAGGAAGGAUUGGGACCUUCUAUCACCACUUUUAGGAAACUUGUGGAAAACUUGAAUUCAAUUGGAAGGUCAGACUUAGCAGCUUGUAAAGAUGAUGAAAAUUCCCAUGCAAUAAACCCAAGAAGAAAUCUUGAAGAAGAUUAUCUUGAUUUUGAAACCAAGUUUAUAUCCACAUUCAGUGUAGUGGAAAGCAUAAAAAAGCAGUUCUCCUCUCAAAACGAAGCGAUUUUCAGGCAUGGUGAUCAUAGGGUCAGAGAGUUAUUUGAUGAUCUUGAUGAAAUCAAAGACGAAUUUGAAUCCAUUGAGAGACCGAUAUUGGAAAUUGAAAGUCCAACCCGAAAAGCAGAGGCAGAAUCUAAGGAGAGGUCUCAAGUUGAAUCCACUGAGAGAUCCGAGACUCCAACUCAAAGAGCAGAGACACCAUCAAAGUCCAUUGAGAGAUCAAAGAUGGUUAUUGAGACUCAAUCAAAAGAAAGUCCCAAGAAAAGUGCAUCUCCUACUCAUAAACAGUCCCCAAAUGACAAAAUUGAAUCCAUGGAGAGACCAAAGUUGGAAACUGAGACACCAACACGAACAAUAGAGACACCAUCAAAAGAAACAGGCACUGAAAGUCCAUCUCCCACCGACAAACAGAAGACUGAGACAUUGGACUGCAAACACAAUGAAAUGUCUAAAGAAAAGGCAUCGGAUAGCAAAGAACAGUCAACGGAGGAGAUUGGUGGAUGGGAAUUCGAUGAACUUGAGAAGGAACUCGAAAGCAGUGACAAGUCAAGAAAAUAGCCCGUACUUGCCUCUCUGGUUUUCAGACUCUCAAUAACACAACAGCUUGUUAAUGACCUACAUUUUUUUUAACAGAAUUUUUACUCUUUAAGAUUAUUUGUUAUAGCUAUGAUCAUCAUCUAGUAACUACACAAACAUGAACUUUUGAAAGGUGGUAGGGAUUAGACUUUAUAUGAAUUGUAUGAUGUAAUAUGGACUCAAUGGAACAUGAGUUGUUCUAGGUUGUUUUUCUUUUC